UGAAUGCUGGAACUGAAGUGCUUGAGCUUUUAAAACUGUAUCUUAUUAUUUAAAUGAAAAAUCUAUCUUCUUUAGGAUGGAAAAAGACACAUUCAGGAAGCCAUAGCCAGAAAAGAAAAUCCAACUUGACAGGUAGGAUUCUGAAGAUUUUGUCUAUUAUAACAGGUUAUGUAAUAUUCUUAUAAUCAUAUGCCUAAUUAUAAGCUCUGGUUGUAUGUCAUAUUCAAAGUUAACUUUACAACUAUAAAAAUUCCUGCAUAGCAGAGCAGCAUGGGACACUAGAUCACACAAUAAUUAACACAUGCCUUUGGUGUAAGAGACCCGGGUUCGAAUCCACUGUGAGACACCAAUGUGUCCCUGAGCAAGACACUUAACCCCUAGUUGCCCCAGAGGCGUGCAACCUCUGACAUAUAUAAAAAUUGUAAGUUGCUUUUGAAUAAAUGUAAAUGUACAGGAAGUACAUAACAUCCUGCAAACAAAGUGAAGUUCCUCUCUCGGUUCCCUGGGACCCCAGUAACCGGGUGUAUUAACCUGUUCCAGUAGCUAUAAAUCUCAUGAAUUUGCUCAGCAACAUGCCUUGUUGGAUCAUGUGAAUAUUCCAUGUCUUGGCAGAUGUACCUCAGUUACAAUAAUGUUUCGGCACUGAAGAUGUUGGCUGCCCGUAACAACUGGGUCUAAACCUUAGAGAAAAAUAAGGUGGAUAAGCUUGGCUAACUUAAUUUUAAAGUUUCCAUUUUGUUCUUUUGAGAUUACAUGGGUGACUUGAGUCAGAAAUGCAGAAGCUUGAGAGAAAUUUAUGAGCUGAAACACUGUGCCCAGGUGAGUUUAUACAUACUUGAGGAGAACCAGAUGUUGUGCUUUAAGGUGGAGACUCAUGUGGCCGUGGCAGCCGAGCUGGUGUUUCUGUUACUGUCUGAGCUAAGACAAAGGAAGGGAUGGGACCACCACUACCAAGAGUGUGAAGUGAUAACUGACUCAGAUGAAGACGACCCCAUCUACCAUGUGUCACCCCCUCUGUGACUAAACGAGGCAAAGUCCAGGACUUCAUCCUCCUGGCCUCCAGGAGGCGCCCUUGUGAUUCUGGUUAAACCUUAAACUCUUACAGAAUCUCUAUAUUGUGUCUUUCCAAAGGGCAAAAUAACAAGUUAUUACAUCUUUGUCACUUCUUGAGACCCUUAUUUGAUUGCCCUGCGUUCUGUGACCCUGCGAACCCUCCCACUGUAGACUACAACAGAGGAGAGGUGCUGUGUGCUGGGUUCAGUAUCUGGGAGGAGGAAAACUCUUUCACUAAGGUAGAAAAGUUCAGUCUGAUGAAUUCUGGGAUCUUGUGAUAAUUACUACAGUGGAUGAGGACCAGAAGUCUGCUCAUGAAAUUCAGAUCACUGAGAAACUGGAGAGGAAAGAACUGCCUCUUGGCAUCAAUUAUAACAUGUUUGCAGAUCCUACAGGAUGCAAGAUUGCAGUGGCUGUGAUCCCUUAUCGGACGGUUCCCUAUUGUGCCAAAGCAUUGUGUUACCACUUCGUGAGACUUUCCCUCCAGCUAACCGUGUACAAAAGUUUACACCAACCAGUCUGAUGGGGAAUUAUAAAUCAAGACCCACUCAAACAUGUACAGAUGAGUGGAAAAAGAAAGUAAGCGAGUCAUAUGCUGUUAUAAUUGAGAGACUGGAGGAAGACUUGAAAAUUAAAGAGGAGGAGUUCAAGGAACUCAAGCAUGUCUUCAGCUCAGAUGAAGCAUUCAAUAAAGUGAAUCUGAAUUAUCGUACAGAGGGUGGACUCUCCCUGCUGCAUCUCUGCUGCAUAUGUGGAGGGAAUAAAGCUCACAUCAGGACCCUCAUGCUGAGAGGUCUGCGUCCAUCCAGACUAACCCGGAAUGGAUUCACUGCACUGCACCUGGCUGCAUUCAAGGGUAAUGCUGAACUGGUCACUGCGCUGCUGCAUGGUGGAGCAGAUAUCCAGCAGGUGGGGUACGGAGCCCUUACUGCAUUACAUAUAGCUACAGUGGCCGCUCAUCUUGAGGUUGUUGAUAUUCUCUUGCAACACGGGGCAUAUGUUAACGUCCAAGAUGCAGUGUUCUUCACCCCUCUGCACAUUGCAGCUUACUUUGGCCAUGAGCAGGUCUGCAAGCUCCUGAUGAAGUUUGAGGCUGAUGUCAAUGCAAGUGGAGAGGUGGGGGACAGACCGCUUCACCUGGCUGCAGCUAAAGGCUAUCUGGGCAUUGUCAAACUGCUGAUGGGUGACGGCAGCAAAACUGACGUCAAUGCUCAAGACAAUGAGGACCACGUUCCCCUUCAUUUCUGCUCUCGAUUUGGACACCAAGAGGUUGUCCGUUUCCUUCUGCAGGGCACCUUCGACAUACAGCCGCACUCUGUCAACAUCUACGGUGACACACCUCUCCACCUAGCUUGCUACAAUGGAAAGUUCGAAGUGGUGCAAGAGAUUAUUCAGUUGUCUGGCGCAGAGAGUCUGUCCAAGGAGAACAUCUUCAGUGAGACAGCUUUUCACAGUGCCUGCACCUACGGCAAGGACCUGGAAAUGGUCAAGUAUCUGCUCAGUCAGAAUGCUGUGAGCAUUAAUCAGCAGGGGCGAGAUGGACACACAGGUCUGCAUAGUGCCUGUUUCCAUGGACACAUCCGACUGGUUCAGUUUCUUUUGGACAACGGAGCAGAUAUGAAUCUGGUGGCUUGUGACCCCAGCCGCUCCAGCGGGGAAAAGGAUGAACAGACAUGCUUAAUGUGGGCCUAUGAGAAAGGCCAUGAUGCCAUUGUUACUCUGCUAAAACACUACAAGCGACCUCAGGAUGAUUCACCCUGCAAUGAAUACUCUCAACCAGGAGGGGAUGGAUCUUAUGUUUCUGUUCCUUCUCCCCUGGGAAAGAUCAAAAGUAUGACUAAAGAGAAGGCAGAUGUCCUUCUCCUGAGAGCAAGUCUUCCAUCAAACUUCCAUCUUCAACUUUCUGAACUGGAGUUUAAUGAGAUUAUUGGAUCAGGCUCCUUUGGAAAGGUCUACAAAGGAAGGUGCCGCAAUAAAAUAGUUGCUAUUAAACGGUACCGCGCAAACACGUACUGCUCAAAGUCAGAUACAGAUAUGUUCUGUCGGGAGGUGUCCAUCCUGUGUCGUCUCAACCACCCUUGUGUGAUCCAGUUCGUGGGGGCUUGUUUGGACGACCCCAGUCAGUUUGCCAUAGUAACCCAAUAUGUGUCUGGAGGAUCACUGUUCUCACUGUUGCACGAGCAGAAGAGAAUCAUCGAUCUGCAGUCCAAGCUUAUCAUUGCCAUCGAUGUGGCCAAGGGCAUGGAGUAUCUGCACAAUCUGACCCAACCAAUCAUUCACAGAGACCUCAACAGUCAUAAUAUUCUACUCUAUGAAGAUGGACACGCUGUGGUGGCUGAUUUUGGAGAAUCUCGCUUCCUGUUGUCUGUGGAUGAGGAUAAUAUGACUAAACAACCUGGGAACCUGCGUUGGAUGGCCCCUGAGGUGUUUACCCAGUGUACACGCUAUACGGUGAAAGCAGACAUGUUCAGCUAUGCUCUCUGCCUGUGGGAGCUACUCACGGGGGAGAUUCCAUUCGCACAUCUCAAACCAGCUGCAGCUGCUGCAGAUAUGGCAUAUCAUCAUGUCCGCCCUCCUGUUGGAUACUCCAUUCCCAAACCCAUCUCAGCGCUGCUGAUGAGAGGCUGGAAUGUGUGUCCAGAGGAAAGACCUGAGUUUUCGGAAGUGGUUGCCAAACUAGAGGAAUGCCUGUGUAACGUGGAGCUUAUGUCGCCGGCCUCCAGUAACAGCAGUGGUUCUCUUUCACCCUCGUCCUCCACGGACUGCCUGGUAGCACGUGGCAGCCCUGGAAGAAGUCACGUAGCUGCCCUUCGCUCGCGCUUUGAGUUGGAAUACGCCCUCAAUGCCCGUGCCUAUGCAUUUUGGACCCAAAACUCUGGUCGGAGGUCUUCACAGGGCUUGUCCCUGGAUGAGCUGAGGAGGAACAUGCAGUUCCCACCCAUUGACAGAAAUGGGUAUGUGUCAGAUCCCAUGAGCACCAUGCGUUUCCAUUCAUGCAGCAGCAAUGGAAGUUUUGAGGACAGCAACUAGAAGCAGAAGCUCUUUGAAGAACUUCGCACACAAACACACUUGCAUACGUGACAUAUCCGAAUUACCAUAAUUAUGAGCUUUCGAAUUUCAAACACUGUUCACAUUGUUGUCAAAGUUAUAAUGUUUAAAGAGCUCUGGCUUCUUCCAACCUCACAAUAAGUCAUUUGGGAAACGAAUGUUGUCAUUGAAACAAAUAAUUUGGAGUCAGAGGGCGUGAAUUUCUCCGAGUACAAUAUCAGGAUAGUCAACUAUGAUAAUUAUAACAUUAAUAAUAAUAAUAAUAACAAUAAUUAUGAUUAUUAAGGUGCACCAUAAGUAGAUCCAUUAAGUGUAAAGACACAUAAAAUCUAUUUGGAUGUGUUUUUCAGCCAUUUUGUGUUGUUGUUUUUUUGUGUGUGUGUAACAAUGAAUAGUGUUACAUUCAUUAUGCAUACUACUUACUUUUAUUGUUGUACAAGGUUUUUUAUAUUGUUUUGGUGUUUCAAUUUCAAGUAAAUAUCUGGUAGAUCAGAACAAAGAGUCUAUUUCAAUAUUUUAUUCUAAUUUCUUUUUUUAGACAAAUAAGCCAGCGAGUGAAAAAGGAACUUGUCAGGAUCAUGAAUGAUGUCACCUGACAAAACAGGCACUCUUAGAGGAAUUUGGCUUUGCUUGAGGAAUCAAAACAGUUCAAGUUUGAUUUAACUCCCAUGAUCUGCAUGAUUAUGACAAGGAAAAAGAAAGUGUCGGCAAUGUAUGUGAACUAAUCCAGUGUAAGGUUGCCAUUAAACUAGUGCUAAAAAUCUGA
Molecule: messenger RNA, 4867 nt
Organism: Carassius gibelio (silver crucian carp)
Lineage: Eukaryota; Metazoa; Chordata; Actinopteri; Cypriniformes; Cyprinidae
Gene: tnni3k
Product: TNNI3 interacting kinase
Exons: 28
Coding region: 1450-4083 (877 amino acids)
Biological process (GO): regulation of transcription by RNA polymerase II; protein phosphorylation
Cellular component (GO): nucleus
Molecular function (GO): protein kinase activity; ATP binding; RNA polymerase II-specific DNA-binding transcription factor binding
Source: RefSeq, a predicted model, not a curated record